GAAUGUUAUCAGGGUGCCGUGUUCCAUCAUGGAGACAAAACCCAUCGUUACAAGUCAUGGAAAUCAGGUUCUGUUCUCUUCAUUACAUUCUGCUCUCCUGCAAGGAUUACCAAGGGAGCCUACAGAAUGGAGGAGAUCCUAUGGUCGACCUCCGAAAACUGUCCAGCUGGAGGCCAGCUUUGUUCCUUUUGAUGAAGAUAUUCUCCCCCAUGAGAAGGACAAGACACUUGUUAGCCGACCUUACUUUCACAUAUUUUGGACAGAUUGUGACCUUGACACAUACAAACAGUCUGUGAAGGAAGAGUUGAUGGAAUGGCACACUGCACUUAAGAACAAGAACAACCCAGACUGGUUGAUUGCAGUUGUCGUUAAUGAUGAAAGCAAAAUCAAGUCCAAACUACUGCCGCGAUCCUCUGUCAUUGAUAAAGUCAAGAAUGACUUCUGUAGCAAACACCCAGACAGAUGUAUCGUCUUGAAUGAGCCUCUUAAACUGGACUCUAAGAGUCAGGAAUCAUGGAAUGGCUUUCUAGGUCGCAUGAGAGGACUGAUGUUACAGGCAUUUAGUAGACACCUCAGCAAGUAUGAGGAAAACAUGAGGAGCCUGAGAGAAAAACGAAACGAACCUGGCUGGGACUUUGUUACCUUUUUCCUUGUUCAGGAGGAGUUGGGGUUUAUGUUCGAGAUGCUUGGUCUGUAUGACGAUGCUCUGAUCCAGUAUGAUGAGUUAGAUGCCUUGUUCUCACAGUUUGUCCUGACACAAGCUACCACUGGAAAAAAAGCAGCAUGGAUGUCUAAAUUCACAAAGGACUGUAACUCAUGGGCAGGGCUGUCAUUAAGGAAAGCUAUAAACCAUGACAAAAGGGACAAGGUCAAACAUAACGAGGCCACUCUGCUUGAUUUCCGUAACUAUUUGUUCUCCCGGCAGUGUGCUCUUCUCUUCCUGUUGGGAAAACCUUGGGAGGUAGCACAACGGGCUGUCAACUUCCUCCACCAGACCAUACAGGAAGUCAACACUCUCAAGGUGGUGAUGCCAGAGGCAGCUCUGGACUGUUGGGUAUUCCUCAGCUGUAUGGAAAUCCUACAGACAUGUGAAAAACACACUGAUUCUUCACAGAUGGAAGCCUACUCCUUAUACACUGCUAAUCUUCGUGACUAUACAAGGCGAAAGCUUUACAGUAUAGGUGAGAUGUGUGGACUGACACCAGAUGACACACCUUCCUCAGAGCAGCUGACCAUGGUGCUAGAUCUGACAUCAGGCAUGGGUAUAGAGGAAGACACAGAGGAAAAUUACUCUGGAUCAAACAGAUCUGACUCACCCCGCCCCAGGGACAAGCUGAGGGAAGCAUUAUCAUCUAAUGACACAUUCCAAAAAAUAUUUCUGGAGCUGUCUGAAUUGACCAUGGGAACCUUUAAACAUAUAGGAAGGUUUAGAUCAGCAAGACUCAUCGGCAAGGACCUGGCUGAUUUCUAUAUGCGCCUUGGAGAGGCUCAGAAAGCUGAGAGCUUUUUGGUGGAUGCUAUGAAGAGCUACCAGCGUGAAGGAUGGCAUGCUUUAGCUGAUGGGGCUCUGUUAGAACUUGCCAAGUGUCAGAAGCUGCAAGACAUCGAUCAUAAAUACAUUAAAACCUGCUGUAGCAUAGCCAGCAGUACAAACUUGCCUGCAGAUGUCCGACAGACCCACCUGCUUGAUAUCAUGGAAACUGCUUCCAAAAGCCAAGACACAUCAUUUACGUUGAAGUUAUCAUCAUUAUUCCACAUUGCUGAAGUGACAGUAUUGACCCCAAAGAUCAUAGUAGACCAGGCGUUCCAGGUAGAAGUGAUUCUCAUCAACAACACACCAAGUGAUAUUCAGUGUGACAGUUUAAAAAUUUCUUUAAAGAAGACGAAUAAGUCUCCUAAGCUAUUGUCUCAGAAGACAGCAGUGUUCAGAACGGCCAGUAAUAGUAGUGCUAAAGAGGCUGUGCCUAACUUUAACCCUGUAGCACAGCAAAUCACUAGUAUAUUAAACGUUCAAGCGCAUUAUGAGGGAGCUCCACAACGGCCAAAUGCAGCUGGCAUUGUGUGUAUUAACACUCAUGAGGUGUUACGCCGGGCAGACAGUUCAGGGCGAGCAACAAACCCUACUGAUUCAUCAAAGGACUAUGAUGAUUUCACCAACUACGCAAGUUGUGUUGAUGUUGUUAUCAAACCCGGAGAAAACAGAUUGAUAUUUGAACAAAAGAAUACAAGUGAUGGUCACUACAAACUGGGACAACUGUGGGUGAAAAUCAAAGGUAUGGACUUCAUUAAGUAUUUGGAGGCAGAUCAGUUCUUCCUUGUUCAACACGAUGAUCCCAGCUGUGAUGUGAUCCCUGUAAAUGGAGAAAAGCUGGUAUCAGGUAUACAACAGUGGGUAGAGCUCACACUGGACCCAGGUAGUUUUGUACUGAAGGAAGGGGACGAACUGACCUACCUCACCUCGGAUGGUCUGACUUUAUGUCAGGAAGAAGAGGAGACAACUCUUCAGGUGUCAAAGAUUACAGAGCUUGGACAUGCAGUCUUCAGGAUCCUUAUGUUCCAUGACAUCUACACAGUUGACCGCAACGCUGAGAUACGUCUUGAGUGUGAUGUAUUCCCUGAUCCUGUCUGUUGUUCUCUAGUGUUUUCCUGUCCAUUCCACAUUACACACAAACUACACACAGCUUCAAAUAGGAAAUACCUACAGAUACUGGUCCAUGGCAACACUAGGGAGGACUUCACACUAGUCACACCCAACCUGACUGUCGACUCACCGGAUAUAGAGCUCCUGUCUCUCAACAAACCCAAUCAAGAAUUGGUGGUGAACCGUGACAUGAAUGUGUCGUACAUGUGGCAGCUCAAAUCUAACACCAGACACGUCAUCAGAACUAACAUUAGUUUCACUGCCACAUUCCAUUCCAUGCUGGACCAGGAAAACAGGAGCAGACAACUCUCAUAUAACUGUAGUGUAGAAAACUUCUUGACCCUGUACACUGUGAAGACAACUGUAUCGGCCCAGCCUGAGAUGGGAACUUGUAAAGUUGGGGCCACUGCUACUCUUAGAAUCCAUAUCCGGUCACAUGAUAAGGAGGAUGACGAGGCUGAUACGUCGCUUUCCUACCAGGUGCUACAGGACAGUAGUAUAUGGGUCCUGAGUGGUAAAACAUCUGGUGUGGUUCAGCUGUGUGAAGAUAUGACAGCUGAGAUUCAUCUCAAUGUCAUUCCACUUGUGUCUGGGCUGGUACCACACCCACUUGUACAAAUUCUUAAGAACCAAGAUGAUGUUUGGUUCAAGCAAGGAGAUACCAAACUAGAGAACAAAAAUGAUGAUGGCAUUCCUUUGUCUAAUCCAGAGAAGAACCUGGUAACAUCGCGUUCUUUACCGUUCAGCCAAGGACAAGUGUAUUAUGCCAGUAUUGCUCAGCAAGUUCAUGUGUCACCAGAUGCUGGAGACUCCAACUAAAAUUUCUUAUCAUUAUCCUUUACUUCAAGUUGUGAGAGGUUACACAGAUCAGUAAACAAAUUUAUAUACAUAAAUGCUGUAUUCAACUUUUAAAAGUGCAGAGGGCUCACACAUUAGGGCUCACACAUUAGGUCUUACUUAGACAGGGGAUAGGCUUAUUACAGGACAAUCAAAUAGUAUCACUUGAUAUUUUCAACUGCAAAACAAUGGACUUGGGUAGCCUCACUGCUAAAAAAAAUGGCAUGUAACCAUAUGACAUUUUCACUUCCUACCCAGGUUUUUGUCCUAUGGUAUUGAAACUUCAUACACAGUUCACAGCUCUCAUGUCUUGUAAUAAUUGUUCGGCGCAUUUCCUGUGUAGCAAAAAUUGAAGCCAUGUUUCAUCACAAAAUCUCAGACAUUUGUUCCUAAUCAUGACUCCUUCAUUACUGAAGUAUGGUGUAAUAGUGACUACACCAAUAAUAAAAGUGCUUCCUAACCGCCAAUAGUGAUGGAAUAAAAUAUCCUUAUGAUGCCAUCGAUGAUGUUGUUAAUAUUUACACACUGAAGCAAAUGGUUACAAUAUAAUUUGUAUGUCUACUGAAAGUGUCCUGGUAUGUGUAAUUGUAAAUAUCUGGAAGGUAUGUUUGAUUAUACGAGAAGAAGAAAGUGCUUUGUAUGUUUUUCAUUUUAAGAUAAUUGUGGGACCAUUUACUCACUAUUUUGUGUUACCAGCCACUAGA
Molecule: messenger RNA, 4182 nt
Organism: Ylistrum balloti
Lineage: Eukaryota; Metazoa; Mollusca; Bivalvia; Pectinida; Pectinidae
Product: trafficking protein particle complex subunit 10-like
Exons: 22
Coding region: 29-3460 (1143 amino acids)
Biological process (GO): early endosome to Golgi transport; intra-Golgi vesicle-mediated transport
Cellular component (GO): TRAPPII protein complex
Source: RefSeq, a predicted model, not a curated record